GUGUAUACUCUUUGAUUGGUGCCAGCAGUCCCGAGGCGUUUACGCUGUCUGCCAAUGCCUGCUACAAUAGUGAAACAUUAGCUUCACACAAACACUGACGAGAGGCGCAGCUGGCUGCAAGAGACCGUCAACUCUGCCACAAAUCCACACUUAUUUCCCCGUCAUUAUGCUGCCUCUGAAGUCGUGAAUGUAUAACCACCCUCGCCAAAACAAUGGCAGGUGUCCUGAAGCGGAAAUUUGCAGCGGUUGAGGAAAGCCCCAGCUACUCGGGCUCUUCCUCCUCUCCACCAUCCUCUUCACCCACAUCUUCAGAGUGCGAGUCCGACGGGGAGAGCAGCUCCUCCGAGACGCAGGAUUUUACGCCCUACAGCCCCUCCGCGCCCACCAGCUUACCCGUCGGGUCCAUUGUGAAGAAGCCGAGGCUGGUCAAGAGGCAGUGUCGUGUGCGCUUCGACCAAGUCGCUGUUUUCAGUUUCCCUCGCUGUCAGGGCUUCACCAGCGUGCCCAGUCACGGCGGUGCCACCUUGGGCAUGAUGCGGCAGCACAGCAGCCUCCACAAGUACACGGUAGCAGAGCACGCAUCGGAGCAAAGGCGCCGGCGUCAGCAAAGGCACCUGCUCAGAUUAGGAGAGGAGAGAUUUGAUGCAUCCAAACAAAAUCAGAUCGCCAAUGAGGCUGUCGGCCAGGAUGAAGCGGGUCCACUCGCAAGAGACCCCCAAGUUUCCGCUGAUGACGGUGACGUCCACAUCGGCGAGGUGGAGCUUUACGAAAAAGGCUACGUGCAGCCAUAUUCGUCCAGGCAGCGACAGGCUCUCCUCCUGGCAUCUGGGGUGAAGCGCAUCGACAAGGAGGAGAAGAAGCAGCUUCAUUCUUUGCGUUUGUCCAGGGAAGCGUGCGGAUGUGACUGCCGAGGCUUUUGUGAGCCCGAGACUUGCGCCUGCAGCUUGGCGGGCAUCAAGUGUCAGGUGGACCGCUUCAGCUUUCCAUGUGGCUGCACUAAGGACGGCUGCGGAAACAUCGAGGGAUACGUGGAGUUUGACUCCAAACGUGUGCGGACACAUUACAUCCACACCGUCAUGCGACUCGAUUUAGAGCGGCGACUGCGAGCUGAAACUACAAGCCUCGCAGACCAGCUGAUACUUUCAGAAGAGCUUGUGGAGCCUCCGGAUCUGAGUGAGACUCAUCCUGUGAACAAUGAACCAUUCAAGACAUACCCUUUUGGUUUUUCCUUGGAAGAAGAUGAUCUUGCACUCAGCAUUGCCACCGGUCCGACGUUUAAUUUCCUUCCGGCGCGAACAGUGGUGGAAGAGAACAGCUGCAGUAGUGACAUGACCGAGUCCUCCAGCUCUUCUACAGAUUGCAAUGGUGGGCAACUUCCUGCCAAUUAUGGAGGUGCGCCUUGCAGCCUCAGCAUCUGUGAUUCUGAAAAUAAGAACUACUCGAUGUGUCACCAACUGAGACUUAUGGCAGCACCGCUGACCCUGAGCAGCAGCAGCAGCAGCAGCAGUUCUUGUGAGUCAAACGGGACAACUGACAGAAUGGGAGCACUUUCGGCCAAGUCCUUCGCAGACAAUCAAAGCUCAGUCGCAGCGACAGAUUAUCUCGAUGAAAAUGCAAACCAAGCACGAAACCCCAUUGACAAUGAGGAUUCCCUUGAAGACUAUCCAAACACUCCCUCCCCUACUGUGGACUUUUCUUCCAGCAGGUACAUGGACCUGAGUCUCUCUUCGGAGUCUGACCUGGAGUUCUUUGACAGCGACUAUCCCUCUGGGCCAUUUCGCAGCUCGUUCAAAGAGCACAGACACGCAGACAGCUUUCAUCACCCCCAGCUGAUGAGCUCUGUUUAUUUGCCACAGUGUGAAUCAAGCACCUCCCUCCUGGAGUCUCUGAUUGGCCUGACUGAGCCGAGCCCAGAGCAGGUUUAUGAUCACCAACUUUGAAUUGAAAUGAUUGUGUUGGAGAGCAAUUGAUAGAGUUGUUAUGAUUUCAACAAUGGUAAAAUUUCCAUUUUCUUUUUAUCUAUUACUGUAAUCUUUCAGUGAAGUUCAUACACUUGUAUUUCUAAUACUUUUUUUUUUAAGUUUGACUUACUUACUUUCCAUUUACAGGUAUACUAUGGCCAGAAAAUACAUGAUUCCCAUUCUGGAAAUUAGGCCAUAUGUUUAUGAACCACUUGGAGCAUGAGCAUCUGUCUUAAAAUAUAAACAAAUUAUUAUAAAUAUUUUGGUAACUGGCCACAUCACCACUUUAUAUAUGAAGCUAUGGAAAAAAAACGUUGUGUCGAUUAGGUUAGUCAAUGUCAUGCCCGGAAAUGAAUUGCUCUUUACAUGCCUUCCAAUAUAUUUAUGUACUGUCAUAAUAAAUGGAACUGUUUAUUUAUUAAAUCACUGAUCUCAA
This is a messenger RNA of Hippocampus zosterae (dwarf seahorse), 2397 nucleotides long. RefSeq names its product cysteine/serine-rich nuclear protein 1-like. Gene Ontology annotation, biological process: regulation of transcription by RNA polymerase II. The transcript has 5 exons. The record is from RefSeq and is a predicted model, not a curated record. Gene Ontology annotation, molecular function: DNA-binding transcription factor activity, RNA polymerase II-specific; sequence-specific DNA binding. Lineage: Eukaryota; Metazoa; Chordata; Actinopteri; Syngnathiformes; Syngnathidae. Gene Ontology annotation, cellular component: nucleus. The coding region runs from base 213 to 1940 and encodes 575 amino acids.